Scylla paramamosain (green mud crab) is the source of this 5322-nucleotide messenger RNA. Its product is annotated as serine/threonine-protein kinase 17A-like. Gene Ontology annotation, cellular component: nucleus. The transcript has 8 exons. The coding region runs from base 1391 to 2839 and encodes 482 amino acids. Gene Ontology annotation, biological process: positive regulation of apoptotic process; intracellular signal transduction; protein phosphorylation. Gene Ontology annotation, molecular function: ATP binding; protein serine/threonine kinase activity. NCBI's taxonomy places the organism in Eukaryota, Metazoa, Arthropoda, Malacostraca, Decapoda, Portunidae. The record is from RefSeq and is a predicted model, not a curated record.
CUUCAUGAACCAGCGAGGCAGAGAAAGACUGGGAUAGAGAGAGAGAUUACGUUCGCAUCCCUCUCUCUCCCCAGUCUCUGUAUCCUUGGUUCACUGGUGUCCUAACUUGCCCAAAGACUCUGUAACCACCUGCUCGAAUCCCCAAAGAAAGGAGGACUGGUAAAUAUUGAAAGUUAACGAACAAAAAGCUAUGGAGGGAAAACUGAAGGGGUAUCUGUGGAGAAAUGAUUUGUGCUGGCCUGGUCAGUGCGGCUGCCACCAACAAGGCGAACUGUAGUGGGAGAGAAGACUGGCACGGGAGAGACUCAUACACGAACAGAAAGGAAAAAAAAGGAAACGAGAGAUUAAAUAUUGCACACGAACAGAAAAUUACAUAAAACAAACAAACAAAAAAAAAAAGACUGAUAUAGAAAGACAAAAAAGACGCCACAGGAGAAACAAACAAAGAAAAGGAAAGGAAAGGAACGAUAAUCAAAUGAAAGACUAACAAAAGGAAAAGAAAGGAAGGAAGGAAGGAUAUCAUUCAAAAAUCGUUUGUGUGUGUGUGUGUGUGUGUGUGUGUGUGUGUGUGAAGAAAAGAAACAUUUCAGAAAACUUAGACAAAUAGAGAAAAAAAAGAAUAAAAAAUAUAUAUAUCACUUAUCUAAGACAAUAUAAUACGAACACACGAACACACAAACUCUAAGAGAAAAGAAAGAAAGAAACAAACAAACAAAGAUAAAUGACAAAAAACGGAUGAAGGAAUUUAAAGACCGUUGAAAAAUUAGUGUGUUCGUGCGUACGUGUGUGUGUUCCGCCACUUAAGUUGGAACAGCUCCCGUCAAGGAUACGGAGAGAGAGAGAGAGAGAGAGAGAGAGAGAGAGAGAGAGAGAGAGAGAGAGAGAGAGAGAGAGAGAGAGAGAGCGUGUGUUUUGCAUCAGCUGUGAGAGGAAGAGACAAGAAGACGAGGAGGAGGAGGAGGAGGAGGACAGAAGCAGAGGAAGAGGAGAAGGAGGACGAGGACGAGGAGGAGAAAGGCAAGACUGAAAGUAGAGGAGGAGGAGGAGGAGGAAGGAUAAGAAGAAGAAGAGAAAUAAGGAAAACAAUAAAUAAAAGGAGUAGUGGAGAAAGGAAAUAAAGAAAAACAAAGAAAAGAAAAAUAGACAAAAACAAGAAUUUAACAAGCAAAUUAAAAAAAAGAAGAAAAAAGUGUUUAAGUGCAAGGCUUUUAAAAGUGACACACACACACACACACACACACACACACACACACACACACACACACACACACACACACACACACACACACACACACACUCCUACACUUUCCCACGCCCUCCUAAGACCUCCCACGCCCUACCAACACCUCCUACGCCUCUCCCACGUCUUCCCAGUCACGCCCACAGCAUCAUGAAGAGCGUGGGCGCGGGCGUGGUGCUCCUGGACACCCACGGGGGCUACCUGGAUUUGACACCUGCAGCCCUAGAGCAGCUAAUUAGCAAGGAGCCAAUUAGUCACCAUUAUGAUGUGGAACAAACACCCUUCGCCAGAGGCAAAUUUGCGGCCGUCAGACGAGCGCGGUGCCUCAGGUCGGGCACAUGGUAUGCUGCCAAGGUCAUGAGGAAGAGAAGAAGGGCGCAGGAUGUCCGCCAUGAGAUCCUACAUGAGGCUGCCGUGCUGCUUCUGGCCCGCCCCUCUUCCCGUAUCGUGUCCCUUCACCAGCUGUACGAGACGACCUCCGAAAUUAUCUUAGUCCUAGAGUUGGCAGAGGGCGGAGAACUGCAGCGAGUGAUUGACGAGGAGGAGAGCCUGGGGGAGGAGGCUGUGCGGCGCUACAUGACCAACAUCCUGUCCGCCCUUAGGUUCCUGCACGCCCACAACAUUGCCCACCUCGACCUCAAGCCGCAGAACCUCCUCCUGACGGGCCAGCAUCCGGGAAGUGAGGUCAAGCUGUGUGAUUUUGGCAUUUCUCGCAUUAUUCUCUCCGAUAUUGAAGUCAGGGAGGUGCUAGGGACGCCGGACUAUGUGGCCCCUGAAAUACUUCAGUACGAGCCCAUCAGCUUGGCGACUGACAUGUGGUCCGUGGGGGUGCUCGCCUACGUGCUGCUGACGGGACACUCGCCCUUCGGAGGCAACACGAAGCAAGAGACAUUCCUCAACAUCUCCCAGGGCCACGUGGACUUCCCGGAGGAGCUCUUUGAAGGCGUCUCAGGAACCGCCAUGGACUUCAUUACCAGACUCCUUAUUGUGGAACCUGGGUGCCGCAUGACAGUUCAGGAAGCAUUGGAGCACCAGUGGCUGAGCGGCUUACAGACCCCAGCACGACCUGUACCGAACCCCACACACACCCCGGCUAGCAAUGGAGCCUGUACCCCCAUCAAGGCCCCUUCCCCAACCCCGACCCAACCUGUGAGCCCCAGCGGCAUGGCGUCCUACCACUACAUAUCAUCUGGCAGUAGUAGUAGUAGCAGUAGCAGCAGUAGUAGCAGUAGCAGCAGCAGGGAACACACACACCCAGUCACUCCACCUUCACGACGAGGAACAAACAAGGAAAACAACAGGAACAUGAUAAAUAAGACUAAAGAUGAACUGACAGCCUCCCCGGUGCCUCCCCCCCACUCCCCAGCCAAGGCAAGGCCCUGCACCCCCCACUUGGACAAGGGCAGAAGGGAGGGAGAGGGGUCACGGAAGCCACAAGCCUCGGGGAAGGAGAACAAGGAGAUGAAGGAGAAUAAGCUCAGGUCGUCUCCUCUGUGUCUCCGCCCCAACUGUGACCUCAACAGCCCCAGCGACCAGCACAAGUGUGGGUCGGGUCAAGGGUCAGUUAGUAUUAUCCUGGAGAAGAGUAUUAUAUGUUGAUGUGACCUGCUGUGACCUAAUGUGUGUGUGUGUGUGUGUGUGUGUGUGUGUGUGUGUGUGUGUGUGUGUGUGUGUGUGUGUGUGUGUGUGUGUGUGUCCAUUUAGUCUCUGUCUUUGUUUGUUUCUUGAAAAGUCACUAUGGAUGUUGUUGGGUUUUCAAGGGUGUUUUUGUAGUGCUUGUUAACUGUCCAGUGGUUUGAACAGCCUGUACUGGAAGUUACUGGAGUUCUCAAGGGUGUCUUUGUGGUGGUAGUAACAGUCUGAGGGCCUCUAGUGCAAGUUAUUCUGGUUUCCAUGAUUCCAGCGAUGGUUUAACAGGCUCUGGUAGAAGUUAUUGGAAUUUCAAGGUUGUUUUUGUGGUGGUAGUUACAGUCUGAGAGCCUCUAGUGCAAGUUAUUGUGGUUUUCAUGAUUGUAGUGAUGCUUUAACAGGCUCUGGUAGAAGUUAUUGAAAUUUAAAGGGUGUUUUUGUGGUGCUAGUGAGUUACUGGGGUUUACAAAGAUGUUUUUUUAUGAUUCCAGUGGUAGAUAACAAGCAUUCAAAGCCAUCAAAGCAAAAAGAACACAAAUGAGGACCUGAUUGUUCAUCUCUGUGGCCUUCGGAAAAAACAGAUCUAACAAGGCAGGCUAACUAACCUUAAUUAAUUCCUUCAUUGCACUGUCUCUUGCUGUGAUUCCAAAAUAUUAACUUCCAGCAACUUCUAAACUCUCUCUCUCUCUCUCUCUCUCUCUCUCUCUCUCUCUCUCUCUCUCUCUCUCUCUCUCUCUCUCUCUCUCUCUCUCUCUCUCUCUCUAAUAUUUUUUUUGGCAAGUUAUAUUCUUUCUUUCUAAUCGUCAAUGGAAUCCUUGUCUUGCUUGGAAACCUGUCUGUCUGUCUGUAUAUUUGUUUUAAGAGAGAUAUUUGUCUGUCAGUCUGUCUAUCUAUCUGUCUGUUUACUGGUGUAUCUGUCUAUAUCUAUCAAUUUAUCUAUGUCUGUCUAUGUAUCUAUCUUUCACCUACUUAUCUAUCUAUCUAUCUAUCUAUCUGUCCAUCUCACUAUCUCACUAUCUAUCUAUCUAUCUAUCUAUCUAUCUAUCUACCUCUAUUCAUCUCCCCAGUCCCUGCCAGUACACAGACAUGCCUCACUCUUUCUCUCAUACAGACCUAGCUCAACGACACACACAAAGGUUUACACUCACACCUCCUCCCUCUGUCGGACUGCAGACGUGGCCUAUGCUGUGCUGUUUUGUAUUGUUAGUGUGUGUGUGUGUGUGUGUGUGUGUGUGUGUGUGUGUGUGUGUGUGUGUGUGUGUGUGUGUGUAAGGACAGGCAGAAUCAGAUUUCUUGUCCCUGUAGAGGAGGAUGAGAGAGAGAGAGAGAGAGAGAGAGAGAGAGAGAGAGAGAGAGAGAGAGAGAGAGAGAGAGAGAGAGUAUAAUGAUGAAAUAAUGAAGGAAAAAAUACCAUUAUAAUCUAAUAAUGAAUAAUAAUAAUAAUAAUAAUAAUGAUGAUAAUAAUAAUAAUAAUAAUAAUAAUAAUAACAAUAAUAAUAAUGACAAUGAUGAUUAAAAAAAAUGAAGUGAGGUGCUUAGAAAUGGCAAAAUGUAUGAUGAAAAUUAUACAAUAUACUUUUUUACUACAGUGAGUGUGUGUACGAGUGUAUGGUGAUCUGUGAAUGUUUAAUGAAUGUGCAAUGAAUGGCUGUUGGUGAUGGAUAGCAAUGGUGAUGAGUCUUGAAUGAAUAAUAAGCUGCUGACAUGUAUAAUGGUGGUUUGUGAAGGUUAUAAUGAAGUGGUGUGAAUGUGUGGUGAUUCUGAGGUGUAUAAUGACCCUUCAGACUGUACAGGAGGAAGUACAAUGAAUUAAAUGUUUAUACAGUGAAAGUUACAGUGAUUGAAAGGGUAUACAGUGAAAAUAUAACCCUUCAGGCUGUACAGGAAGAAGUACAAUGAAUUAAAAGUUUAUACAGUGAAAGUUACAGUGAGUGAAAGGGUAUACAGUGAAAAUAUGACCCUUCAGGCUGUACAGGAGGAAGUACAAUGAAUUAAAAGUUUAUACAGUGAAAGUUACAGUGAGUGAAAGGGUAUACAGUGAAAAUAUAAUGAAAAACCACCAGAAAAAAGAUAAAUGAAUGAAAAAAAUAAAUAAAAAUACUUAAAACACACAUACUACUACUACUACUAUUACUACUACAAGGUGCACUUAAGAAUCUGUACAGUCACUUAGAAGACUUGUACUGCGGCAAUAUAAGUAGAGAUAGUUAAGUAAGACCACCACCACCACCACCACUACUACUACUACUACUAUUACUACUACUACUACUACUACUAUUACUACUACUUCUACUACAGUGGUGUGAAAAUAUGAAGAGGUGUGUUUUUUUUUUUUUUUGUAAAUAUUAGUGUUUGUUAAUGGUGUAUGUUUUUUUUUUUUUUCUAUAAGUAUUAAUAGCAGGUGUUUAUACAGUGAAUGGAUGGACGUGAAUGAAUAAAAUGUAGGAAUGAUU